CUUUUUAAUAUUUCAAUGUUCAAAAUGGCGACGUCCUAUCUAUUUCGUGCGGUCACCUUUAAUACCAAACAAGCAUAUAGGAUAUUCGCUAAAGGCAUGAUAUGCUCUUGCUAAGAUUGCAAUUUGAUUAAUUUAUUUAAAUUACCAAUUAAAAAAAUAAUUUGGGACCUGUUAAUGAAACUGUACACUGUAACUGUAGGCGGGGGUAUCAACUCAUGUCAUUCUCAACGAUCGGUCUCUCAGCAAAAGAAUGAAAUAGUGAAACGAGGUAUGUGGAAGCUUGAAAUAAGGUAACAGGACAAAAAACAAGGACGUUUCGGCAUAAAGCCUUCAUCAGCCAACAAUAGAAAUGAAAAUACAACAAAGAAAAGAACACAGUAGAAAACUCAAGCAGUAUUCAUUGGUCUCUCUUUGGCUUCCUGUUUUCCCACUUCCGGAGAGACGAAUGAAUACUGCUUGAGUUUUCUACUGUGUUCUUUUCUUUGUUGUAUUUUCAUUUCUAUUGUUGGCUGAUGAAGGCUUUAUGCCGAAACGUCCUUGUAUUUUCUUUGUUGUAUUUUCAUUUCUAUUGUUGGCUGAUGAAGGCUUUAUGCCGAAACGUCCUUGUUUUUUGUCCUGUUACCUUAUUUCAAGCUUCCACAUACCUCGUUUCACUAUUUCAUUCUUUUACAUAGCUUGAAAGCAGUCCCUUCAUUUAUUCGGUCUCUCAGCAGUGGCAGUUGUCGUUAUUGUCAGUCAGAUAACAGUCAGGGACCUGUCACUGAAAAUGAGGAGUAGGUACUUCUGCUUCAGUAAAACCCAAUAAAAAAAAAAAAUAAAAAAAUAAACGGUAAAUAAAAUUUCUAUACUUUAGUCGUACUUUCUGAGACUAUAAAAUGUGUUAAUUCAUUUCGGAAUAUCUGUGUUUCAAAUGGCUGCCAUCUUGACUUGUUUGCCACAACCCAUGAAAGGUCACGGGUGAGGGCAACCAAAGUGGUGGCCAUGUAAAAACAACACACAUCUGCUAAAACUAAAAUGAGGAGGGGAAUGGAGAGAAUGUGCUGGAUUAGUUAGCCAUUUAAAAGAGAGAAUGUGCUGGUUUAGUUAGCUAUUUAAACGAAAAUAGGAAAAAAAAAGUUAAAAUUUAAAUGAUGUUCAAUAUCAAUUAUGGGGCAAGGAAAGCUACUUUAUUGUUUCCAUUUAGAUAUUUUGCAAGAAAUGUCAACGACAUGCGGUUACUCCCUUCCCUAGUGUACCUGCCCAACUAAAACAUGUGUGCGGCUACAGUUAGGCUACACACUGAGGUCAAGAAAAAUGUAAAAACAAUUUAAAAUAAUGAAAAACCAACUUACUUACAGUAUUCAUAAAAUACACACUUUUACAGGUUCCAUCAAAAACAAAAUCCAAAAGUUGUCAGAAAAUCAUUAAAAUACAAUAUUCCGAUUUUCCGAAAUGCUGGAAAAUUUAAAUUUUAAAAUUUAACCAACUUAUGGAAUUUUAAUUUAAAACAUUCCAUUGUCGUAUUAAAGAAAAGUUAACUCUUGUAACAACACAAAGGGGAGUGAAACCAACACAGAAGUUUAGCAUAAGCAUAUAAAUGAUGUCAUGGCAGGAUUGCCUAUUGUAGUUGAAAUUUUAAAGUGUGUUUGUUUAUUUGUUAUAGUUUGUAAUUUUUUUUACUAUGAGGGGCCGUCCAUAAAGUACGUCACGCUAUUUUGUCCAUUUUUACCCCCCCCCCAUGUACGUCACACUUUCUGAAAAAAUAAAUAAAUAAAUAACACCUAAUUGAAAUUUAAUCUAAAACACAUUUCACUAUUAAACUGUAUUAAAAUAUAAAAUGUCCACUUAAUUUCCUCUAUCACAUUAUUAAAAAUGGCUUUAAUAGUAGAAUAGUUAAUUGUCACCAGUUGUCACAGUUAUUCAUUGAAGCAAUAACUAGAUCUGGACUCAAUCUAGAUUGAAUUUGAACACAAAAAUUUCAAAAAUUAGACUAGACAAUUAUAUAAAACACAUCAUUUAUUUGCUGCUUUUUCAUUUACAAUAGGUGAGGUCAAGUUUUAGAUAAUCUUCCGAUCAUGCAAUCUUUUUACACAGGUUAAGAAGUAUAUUAGAGAAACUUGAUCUCAUCAAAUGAUUAAAUAAUAAAAAGGACAGUGACAGAAUUAUGCAGCGGACAACAUAGAAAUAAUAAUACUUCAGGAAAGAUGAAAGCAAGGCUAUACAUAAAACAAGGCUUUGCAAAAGCAUACUAGCGCUCCUAGCGAGAAGAAUCGUGAACAACAUAUUCAGUAGAUACUCAUUUCGUGCUAUUUUGACAUAAAACUAAUUCAAGUGAUACACAAAAUUUUUGACAAUUUUUUUAAAGCUAUUAAAUUCCACUAAAAAAAUAAACAAUACAUUUUUUUAAAAAAUGUGACGUCACACAUGGCCUGACCCCCCUCACCCCCCCCCUGUCACAAACUAUCACACUUUCUUACACCCCCUCCCCCCUCUGGAAAGUGACAUACUUUAUGGACGGCCCCUAAUAUCAAUGUAGGUCAAUCAAUAUCAUGCAAUUAUAACUAAAUUGUAACUUAUCUAGCUAUGUCAUAUAAUAAUAAUAUGCAUUAUUUGUAAAUUUAAUAAAUAGGAUAUGGAUGUUCUGUUGUCCAAGUCUAAGGCGUCCAUUAUAUAAUAUAUAUUUAUUGUCAAUGUAAAUGUAAGGCAAGUCGUUCUCCUAAAAAUAAUAUUGUUUGGGACUACUUAUUUUGAUCAUUCAACUUUGCACAUGCGUAAUUAAUUAAAAGUUUCCCUGACCAAUGAUUUGAUAGUGUUGCACACUGCAAUAUCUUAUGAAUGAAACUAUGAGAAUAAUGCAUGACAAUGGCACUGACGGCUUAUUAUGAUAAUUUAUAAUAUGAACUCUACCAUGCUUUUAAACUUCAAAUUAAAAUAUUCAGUUUAAAUGCCUUCUAAGUUCACUCUAAAACACAAUUUAUCAAAUAUAUUUUGAUGUAAAUAGUGGUAAUAAUUGAAUAUUUCUAAAGUAUCAUCAUCUUCCACCAUUAAAAAGAUGGUGUUCACAUCCAAGUGAAGUUGGGCAGAGCAACAAAUGCCUACAUUUUUUACUGCUCAAACAUAAAACACAAAGAAAUAUGAAAAUUUUCACACAUGUUGAUCAAUAGAUACCUGAGGGCUAUAAUAAAAAUGAAAUGGGUAAAUAUUAAUCUUCAACUUAAUCUUAAUGAUAAGAGUCCCUUAUUAUCCAAGGAUUUUUUAAAAAGAUACCUGAUAGUAAAUGAAAAAGAAAUGAUGGAAACAAAACACAAUUUUGAUACAAAAUAAUUUUUUAAUGAAUGAAAUAGCACCAUCAAAAAUAAUUUAAAAUUUGGAUUUUCUUGUGCCAACGCCCAUUUCCUAUACAAAGCUUUUAGUAGUCUCCCUUGCUUUACCUGAGUGCCUACACUGAAUCAAACAACUCAAGUCUCCUCAGUAUGAGUUGUGAGUUGAGCCUGGCGUAGGUCAAAUUAUUUUUACAUUAAAAUACAAAGAACAAAUUAUAUAACUAAGACUGGCUUUGGGUAGUCUCCUCAGCAUAAUACACAAUGGAUAGAUUCAUGGUAAAAUAUUCCUCAAAUUGACCCAUACCAAAGCAUUAUUCACAAUGAAUGUAGAUCAGCUUUAUUAAUAAAUUAUUGAAUCUCUCAGAUAUGCACCUAACUAAUGUCAAUGUGGCAAGAUCUGCCAAUGACCCUGUCGUCAUUACCUCACACAACAUAGUCUCAGUUGCAGAUUUUUACAAACUGUGCACAUCAAAUUUAAGACAGAGUUUUUUUAAAGAUAUUUUAAGAUGACUUGUAAUCUGAUGACAAUAUGUUAUGAAUGGGGUGUUGUCAGUGCAAGGGCAGAAAUAGGAAGUGUUGUAUAAAAUUUAAUGUUCAUAGUCAUAAUUGUGCCCUGGGAAACCCAAUUUGUUUUUUUAAUAAAUACUAGACCUAACUUAAAACUUUUGAUUGACCCUACCAACUUAAAAAAAAAUGUAGACGUCUUAUUUUUACUUCAUAAGCUUCCCCCUUACUGCCUCAGGCUUGUAUUUUGUAUACUGGAUUAGGUUAUGUAUUGUAGGCCAGGUGUGUCAAACUCAGGGUCUCUCCAGGGCCAUAUAGGUCACAUUUGUGUUGUCAUGAGGGCCACACAACUAAUUUAAGUAAUUUAAUAAAAAUUAUUGCAGAAAAUUCCAGUGAUGUCAACAUUUAUCUAGUUUAAAUUAUAACAACUGAAAUUUUGUCAAUUAAAUGAACAAAUUACAGUAUCCUUUGUGCAGGCCACACACAUGCUGGCAAAGACAGCAUGAUCUCCAAAGGGCUGCAUGUUUGAGAUGUCUGUUGUAGGCUACACUCCUCAAAAGUAUUUGUCUUUCAAGGACAAUAAACUUUAUUGAAAAAAUUUUUAGGCCAAGCAUAUUGCAGCCUAAACCUCUUAAUCUUAUUUAGCCACAGGCUAUAUUUAAUUUUUUGAUGAUGAAGCCUAAGUCAAACACUACUUUAUUUCUAUUCAUGGCUUCAAAAUAAUGUUAUGCCUACUAGAAAAAGUCCAGUGAACCUAUUCAGGUGAGUUAAUGCUCAGCACCAUAAUCCAUGUUGACCAUAACAUUUCUUUCAUGUUCUCAUGAACACUAGAGAAUAGGGUUAAGUCUAGCAGGAAAAGAUUUUUAUAAUUUCCGCUAAGACAAAAGAUGGCAACCAAUGAAGGUUUUGGUAUUAAAAAGCAGUCCUUAUCUAAAUGAUAAAUUGGGCUCUUUGGACUAGUUAUUCUAAAUCUUUCUUAUUUUUCUUAAACAGAAAUUUGCUGCAAUCAAAUAGUAUCUACAAUGACAGCAUCAACUCAAGGCUUUAGUUUAAUAUUCUCUCGCACAUAUACUAGUUUUGUUAAAACAGGUAAGCUGCAUAACCACAAACUUCUUGUUAUAAUUUUUUUUUUAAGGCUUAAUAUGUUGGCUUCUUCAUUUUAUAUCAACAGAUGAAACUAAUGAGAACUGAGCAGUUUGUUGAUUCUAUAAUUUCCAGUUUCAUAUUCCAUCUUGGCUUUGCUUUAAAUAGAGUGAAUUUUUUUAUUAUUCUAUAUGUGAUACUUAUCUGUAACUGUUUUUUAUGAAUUACUAUCACAUAAGAUGUACCAACAUUAAUAGCUUGACCUGUAGAACCUAGCAAUUAUUUUCAUUAACUCAUUCAUGAGCUUUAACUUAUUGCAUUAAAAAAAGUAAAUGUUAUUGCCAUUAUUUCAGUGACUGCUGAUCAGUUAUGGCUUGGUGUUACUAGUGUAAGUAAUGCUGGUAGGAAACGAGGUCGAGCUCGGAGUUUGAAGAAAAGAAUUGAUCUCAACAGAGGUCAAAGAAUGGGAUUUGGCAAGUAAAAUUGUUUUACCCAUACACAAACCUUCAUCUACUGAGUGUACUGAGAGGCCUCAUUUAAGAGGCCUUCACCUCAGAUACAUGUCAAAGUUGCACUUAGGAAUGUGUACUUUAGAAAUAUAUAGUGCUCUCUUAAAAACUUUCAUGUUAGAAAAAUUGCUGAGCUUAAAAAAUAAAUCUUUGGAUUAAUAAUAUAUCAAAAUUAUUUUAACUUAAAUGUGAUAUUUGAAAUUGACCCUUCUCAUCAAGAUUAUCAUAUCUGUUGCAAUCAUUGCUGCUAAAAAGCUCCUAAUUUUAAACAGAUGCCAUUUAAAAAAAAAAUGUGUUGAAAGUUUAAUAAAUAAAGAAACCUUAUUCCAGGUUAUGACAAGUUAGUGUGUAGAAAUAAAUUGGUAAAUGAUAUCUAGUACGUAAUAUGUAUCAUGCAUAGCAAAAUUAUAUUUUAAAUCAGUUAUUUCUUACAAUUUUUUUAAUCUAAAGGUAAGACUAGAAUGGUCUUCCCAGGACUGACUGGGCCUCCAUUAGCAGGGAAGAAAUUUUUAGAGAUUCAUAAAUCCAAGGAACAGGAAGAAGAACCGCGUCCAAUAGAGAGGCCAAGAAGGAAGUUUCUUAAAGUGCCACCACUUCUGGUAACUGUUUUAUUCCCCCCCUCCCCAAUUUUAGUAAAAUAGUCAAACGGUACAUAACCUAAAAGACUAUUUUACUGAAAUGUUAACGGUAAAUAACAUUAAAUUAAUUAACCUUGGUAUGUGAGCUUCAACUUCAAGAUAUUUUAAGUUAAAUGUUGUUCUAUACCUUGCUAAUUUUAACGUUUAUUUCUUAAUAAUUAAAAAAAAAAUAUUUUGAAGGGAUAUGUGCCCAUUAGUUUAAGCUUAUAAGAAGGUUGACAGUUGUAAGUUAGGUUGGAGUGCCACCCAUGUUGAUACAUUUAUAGUGCACUGUUUUUUUCUAUGUCAGAACAACACUUUAAUUAUAUAAACCAUGAGUACUGAGGUAAAGUUAGUGAAAUUUUCAAUCAAUGAAAUUUAACAGAAUGACAAUGUCGACAAAAAGGUGUGUAAAAAAUUGAACAAAAUAAAAGUAAUAUUUUCUGUAUUUAAAUUUUGCCACAUAUCUAUAAAUUCAGUAAACCUGAAAAAUUGAUUUACCAUGCAAUCUUAUUUCAGCGUGGAUACAGUGGCAGGAAAUUCCCUGGAACCAGUGUUGGCCCCCCAGAUCCCAUUAAUGAUUGUGAGUUUUGUACAUGAAAUGAUCAUAUUAUGAUCUAAUGCAGGCCUGCACAACUCAAAAUUUAAGGCGGGCCGUAAUGCUUUAUGAAAAAUUUGUGUGGGCCGAAAAAAAAAAUAGGACAGGGGAGAAAGCUAUUAAGAAAACAAUGUCUAAAAAGGAAUAUUUGGUUACUUCAUGGGCCGCAAAGUGGGUGCUGGCGGGCCACAUGCGGCUUGCAGGCUGCAUGUUGUGCAGGCCUGAUCUAAUGAAAUGAUCAGGCUGUGUUUUAAACAAAGUGAUCAAAAGCUGUCCCAAAAAUAUUUGCAUUGCAGCUUUAAGGAUCUUUCUUUAUUUCUUAAUUAUUAGCUGCUGGAUUUUUGUUAGUGUUAAACUAUCUGGAACAAUUAAAUAAUUUGACAGGAAAUGAGGAUGCAAAUCUUCAAAACCAGUAAUCCUUAAUUUUGAUAGCAGUUCAAAAAAUAAAUUAUAGCCAAAUAAAAAUACAAAUAACACAAGUACAAGUUUUAUAACAACUUAUUAGUUAGAAUUGAUUGUCAACAGAAUAUAAUAAAUCAAAGCAGGUAAUGAUACUGUUUUAGAAUGAGGGUUGCACUCAAUGCACAGAUUACCCAUUAAUUGGCCGCCGAAUAAUAAUUUUGUAGAAUAUAGCUUUUAGAUGCCAAUAAGAGGGGCCUAAGUAUAAAUUGUGGUAAGGCCUAAUUUAUUGCACUGUUUUAUCAAGUUUAUAAUAUAUUAAAUAUAUGAAAAUAAUCAUAAUAUAACAUAAUCACAAUCUUAGAGCUAUUUUUUCCCAGCAUAAGGUCUAUGCCUACUGGGGCCCAAUUGGAAGAUUAUGGGGGACAUAUUAUUAUUGACUGUGAAAGAUAAGGGUGUAUUUAAGUUUCAAGCAGAGUCGGUCAAGACUUCUUUAUUUUAUUGCUCUUCCACUUGGGGGACAUCAAACUUUUAAGUGCUUAUGUGGAGCUUAUUUGUCAAGAAAGCUUAAGAAACAGAAUUAUAGAGUUUGCCCUCUGAGGUGGGGUGGCCGUUUGACAUCUGACCCAAAAGCACAGGCGGCCAUACUCAAUCAGCAGUUCCAGUCUGUCUUUUGGUGAUGGUAGAGAGUACUCUGAGGCUGAGUUCCUUCUGAAGACCAACAUAAUGAACAGAGCCCACCCAGUCAUGGAAGAUAUCCAGAUAUCAGAGCAGGGUGUGCUUGCCCUCCUCAAAACUUUUAACCCCUACAAAGCAUGUGGUCCUGACAACAUCAAACCAUGAGUGUUCAAAGAAUUAGCCAAAGAAAUCGCUCCUGCACUGACAAUCCUCUUCCAAUCAUUACAAUGCACAAGCUAUGUUCCAGCAGACUGGAGAAUAGCGCAUGUCACUUCAAUCUACAAGAAAGGGGAGCAUUCCAACCCUGCCAACUAUCGUCCGAUAUCCCUCACCAGCGUGGUAUGCAAAGUGUUGGAGCACAUAAUCUUAAGUGCAGUCUUGAAGCAUCUUGAAAGCCAAAAUAUACUCACUGACUGUCAACAAGGCUUCCCAGUCAAUAGAUCAUGUGAAACGCAGCUCCUUGAAUUUGUUGAAGACUUGAUGACCAAUCUGGACCAAGCAAACUAACAUGCUGGUUAUGGACUUCUCAAAUGCAUUUGACCUUGUCAAUCAUGCGUUACUUUUACACAAACUUCAGAGAUAUGGGAUCCAAGGCACUACUAAAACAUGGAUCUCUAGCUUCCUCAGCAACCAAUGCCAGGCAUUAGUGGUGGACAGUACAAGCUCCUCCUUUGUCGUGUUAAGUCAGGGGUUCCCCAAGGCUCGGUGCAAGGUCCCUGUUUGUUCCUAGCAUACAUCAAUUACCUACCUGAGAAACUGACAUCCUAAGUAAGACUGUUUGCAGAUGACACGUUGGUGUAUAGGACGAUCGCUAACAGAUCUGACCAAGACCAGCUACAACAGGAUCUCAAUCGUUUAGCUGAGUGGAAGAUGAGCUGGGACAUGGAAUUUCAUCCUGCCAAGUGCCAGACACUGUCAAUCUCAAGAAGUUGUAGUCCUCUACACUACCAAUAUGAACUGCAUGGCCAUAUACUUGAGCCAGUUUCCUCCGUAAAGUACCUCAGCAUUACCAUUCAAAGAGAGGUCUGGCAGAUUAACAAUGUGUGCAACCAGACAAACAAGACACUACGGUUCUUAAUGCGAAAUCUUAAGAUCAGCAACUCCAGUGUGAAAGAAAAAGCCUAUAAAGCCUUUGUCCUGCUACUUUUAGAUUAUGCAUCUUUCGUCUGGGACCCAUUUAGCCAGAAGAGCAUCGACAGGUUGGGGCAGUCCAGUGACAGGAAGCCCGCUUUGUCCUAAACCGCUACAGGAAUACCUCUAAUGUUGGCAGCAUGCUGGAAACACUAGGCUGGUCACCGUUGGAGGAAAAACUAUCCAGGCUUUCCAUGAAGUACAAGAUAACAAUUGGGCUGGUCCACUGCUCCAGCAUUAAACAGAAACUCGUCCCUCUCCCCCAUUGACAAGGACGAGACCAUGAAAGGCAGUUCCAGCUCAUACCAGCAAGAAACCAGUUCAGGAACUGCUCAUUCCUGCCAAAGACAAUCAGGGAGUGGAACAAGCUUCCAAAAGGAACAUGUGAGGCGAAAAUACUUGAAACAUUUGCGUCUAUUGCCUCAGGCCUUCCAACCCCCACUGAGUAGCCCUUGCAACCAGUGAAAUAUCCUCCUCAACAUCCGGCACAGAAACUUGCAAAUCCCCUCUACGUGCAUAGGAGCCAGAUUGAUCAAUAAAUUGAUUGUGGUCCCUUUAUAUAUAGAAGAGAGUAGACCUAUGUGUAAACCACAUUUAUUAUUCUAGUUAGAGAAAAAGAAGUCAACGCUAACUGUAGACUAAAACAUUAAAAUCUCAGGCCGAGGGCCAUGGGAUAAAGGGGAGGGAUGAAGGGGAUCUCGAUCUCAGUAUCAACUUUAGAGGGUGCAAAAAUGUUCAGAUUUCAUGUAAAACACAUGUAUUAAAUAUAAUAAUUUCAGGCUGUCCCUGGGUACAUUUUACUUUGGGUUUUGAGGAGGUGGGGGUCUCAGAUAUUUGCAACAGGGAAAGGGGGGACUGAAAUUGUCAAAAAUAUCAUGACAUAUUUUAUUGAUGGCUCCUGUACGGGGGGGGGGGGUACUGCCUGAAAUGAGAACGCCACUUUCCAAAAAAUUGUAUUUAAUACACAUUUUACAUGAAAUUGGAACAUUUUUUCUAGCAUUGUCCUGCUCACUCCUAGAGAUGUACAAUGAGGCCAGAGUAUUUUGAAUUGACAAGUGUUGUAGCUAGUAGUAUGUCAAUAGACUCACUUCAUAGCUUGAUGUCAUACAAGUGUUAAUGCAAUAUGUGAUAUGCUAAGCGGCACAUAUGGAAACCGGCAGUGGUACAUGUGUCAUUAGUGGGCAUAAUAAUACUUGUUUUGAAAAAUUAUUCUCUGCAAAGCAGACAUUUGUUAAAAAGGUGUUAAUCUUAAUUAGUACUAGGGGAAGCUGCUGUAGCUAUCCUAUAAGCUAUUUUACUGGUACAGGAGUUUCUAAUAUCUUAUUUCAAACAUGGCAAACUUAAGAUACAUUGUUAUGUGUUUCCUUGAAAGAGUUGGUUACCUCAUUUCAAGCUACUGAAGAUUUGACAGCUCAGGAAAAAAUGGUAGUUACCAGAUGUCAGUUUCAUUGUGUAAACACUGACAAAGUCACAGAAACAAUAGACUGGGAUUUGGGUUGGGCUGGGGGAAGGAAGUAAAUAUAUGAAAAAAAAUCGCUUAUUUCUAAUUUAGCACAUAUUUGAUAAAAAUCCUGUAAAAGCAUACUUAUCCUUAAAAUGAUUUUAGGUUUAAAUCCAACACAUUAAUAGUAUAUUUAUUGAUACCGAUAAAGUGAUAUGCAGAGUAAUUGGGAAAGAAGGUGCAAAAUUGGUAAGAACAUUUCUGAUUGGAAAGGGGUACACAUAUUUCAAGAGUUAAUUUAAUAUGAGAGCAAAUUUGCCUGAUAAUUUUGAUAUUUUUAAAAAAUAUACUAGUAUAUUGUCUAUUAAAAAAUAUUACUUUAGAACCAUGUUUUUACUUCAAAUUUUUAUUUUCUCACAGAUGAGUUCACUGGUUUUGAUUCAAAAGUCUUGGAGGUAAGUUUACACAGAUUUUGACAUCCAGUAGCAUGUACCGGUAACUCAAUAAAAAAAAUAGUUAUUGAUGGGAUGCUUACUUGCACUUAAAACAAUACAAUUGGCCACCCAAUGGAAAUGAUUCAAAUUCAAAAUUGUUGUUGUGGGUGAGUUUACUUGAACUUAAAUCAAAUACAUUUAGCUGACCCAAAAAAUGAUAUACCAGGUAUAGAAGUUCAUAUUCAACAUUGUUGUGGUUAUGUUUGGAAUUAUAUUAUCUUCAAAAGAGAUAAACACAUUUUUAUUUCAGUACAAAAUGGUGGCUCAUAUGACUGGCAAUCUGGGGCGAAAGGCAACAAUAAGUGCUCUAGUAGUCACUGGCAAUGGAGCUGGUCUUGCAGGUCAGUGUCAAAAAGGUCAAAAUAAUUGUGGAUCAGCUAUUUGUCCUCUCAUUUAUGACUGACCUACGGUUGACUGUAUUCUGUCUUUGUGGCCAGGCCAAGUGGCUCUUAUGAGAACUAUGCAUUAUAAAAAUAUUAAGUGAAAUAUAAUUUACUUUAAUUGCUUUUAACUUUUAUAUGAAUGCAUUUUAAAUGUUCAAGAUAAAAUAUAGAAUUACAUGUACAAUUUACCAAUAAAAAUAAAAUCUGAUGUUGAACAUUCAACGUCUAGUGCUUGCAAAUUAGUUUUGCACAUUGAGAAAACCAACAAAGUAUCUCCUCAAGAAGACUUGCCAGAGUUGUCAUAAACUUCAGUGCUGUAGUUAAUUUGCUUGUUGUUAUGAAUGUGUGCAACAUAUUGCACUGUGCUAUGUAAGCAUGCAUAAAAGCAGGACAGUGUGAAGGGGCAAUUAGCAGGAAUGGGUUAUCUGAUCUAUAUACCCAAAUUUUCACAAAAUCCGAUGGAUACAAAAUUUGUUAUUAUUACAAAGUGUAUUUAUGGGUUUUUUAUUCAAGAGGAUACAAAAUUAAAGUCUCAUUUAAUCUGUAACCAAAUUAUUUUAUAAUUUUUAGGGAAGUGUAAAAAAACAUUUUGAUACAUAAAUUCUAUGAAAUAAUAAAAGAGCGAGUCGUUGUGUCUAUAUUCUAUAAGGUAGUACUUUCCUUGUGUCUGAUAAAUAUUCCUAGCACCAUUUAAAAAGCCUAUUUAUAAUUGAAAUGACUUUUCUAUUUACCAGGUUAUGCAGUAGCAAAAGCUCCUACUGGAAAAGCUGCAUUGAGAAAGGUGUGACGUGUAAUUUUAUACAGUCAUUUUCUAUUCAUUGUGUAGAAAAGUUAAAUGUUGUAGCAAUAAAUCCUUUAAUAGUUUAUUUUUGUUCCUUUUGAAAGCUUACACUUGUCCUAAAAGGAUCUAGUUUAAGAAUAUAACUUAGAGAUUAAUCUGCGCUAUGUAAAUCAUUUACAUGCUGAUUUUCCCGAAUUGUGUCAAAACUUUCCUAAAAAUCAUUCACAGGCAAAAAAUAAGGCAGCUCAGAGAUUACAAUAUUUUGAAAGAUACAAUGAUCAUACAGGCAAGUAUUACAUUUAUUUACCAUUUCCGAAUUGUUCUUUCCCCACCAGAUAUGAUAUAUUUUCAGCGCAUUUUCUUUUAAAAGAUUUUGCUAUGGACAGAAAUUUUCAGGCCUGGAAAAAACUCAGCAUUUGGGCUACUGGCCCAAAAAAUUAAACAACAUACCGUCAGACAAAUCUGUUACUUCAUUAUUUGACAUUUCUAAUUUGGCCUCUAGGCCUUGAAAAUUGCUUCUGGCUUUUCCUCUCUGUCGGCUGCCUUGGUAGUACAUAGAGAUUUUAUUUUAAUGUGUUUUUUCUUCAGUUGUUGCUUACCUUGAUAUAUUUUUAAGCACAUAAUAUUUAGGGGAUCAACUCAGCCAAUUACCCCUGGUAAAAUGCACAGCAAAAAAGUGAUAUUUGUUGCUAAUAGUAUAACUAUUUUUUAUUUUAUUAAACCAAAUUUACCCUUAUUACACCUGCAAAUGAGUUAUUGACAAAUUUCAAUUCUAAAUACUCACAACUGGAAUGUGGCAGCAAAUUAGCUGAAAAUCAGUUAAAUUUUAUGUUAUUGUCAGUUUUCAUAUAAAAAAAAAAACAAAAAAAAACAACAAAAAACGAGGGCUAAUGACAUUGUUAUUCCUUGAGGCAAGUGAUUUCAGCCAAUGAUUUCAGCAAAAAUUCAACUGAGGUCAUACAUAUAUUCAUUGAAGCUUUAUUUAUAAUCUUUGGCAAUUAAAUGAACUAACUUUUGAUGGUACCACAGAGUUAAAGGUUUAAAGUUUUAAUGACUUUGAAAUUCUCCACAGUAUUUCAUAAUUUUGCUGUGACAGAAGGAAAGACAACAUUAUUUGUACAGAAAAAAUCAAAAGGUAAAUUAUUGUUAACCAGUGUUUUGUCAUGCAACAACCUGCUGUGUACCCAAAUUCUUAGAAAGGUGCUUUGUACCAAAAUGAUAUAACCGACAGCCAGUGCUCGACUACGACCACGAUCGGUUCCGAAAGACUGGUUGUAAGUUGAGUACACUGUGUACAGUUAUGUGAAGUGAUGUUAUAAAAAUAUUUCAGUUAAAUCAUAUCAUACAUUUCUUUUAUUAUUGUUAUAAAUCAUAAUGGGAGAUGGGAGUUCAAUUUUUUAAACUCUGAAGAGCUCUCCAAUCAACAAGGUUUAGCAGGGCUUGGGGAAUUCAAUGGACCUAGGAUUAUUGAUUGAUGACUCCGGCUAGCAGCAUAGCAUCAUCACAGCAUCAUGCCUCCCUUUCCUUAGUUAACGACCGCCGAUGAUUGCAGACAACGCAGUUCGACCGAUCACUGAGGCAGAAAUAAAUAUGAAAUCUAACUACUAUGGCUAGUGAUUGUGGUCGUAAAGUCGAAUGGUCGUAAGUUGCAUAGGUUGUCCAGCACUGGCUGUACAUAGCUAAACAUUAAAAAAUCUGGAAACUAGAACAGCUCAUACUUAGUUUAUAACUAAUUUUUAUAGAAACAAAUUUUUUUGUAAUUAUAUUAUUGUUUAUAUUUAUAGGAUAUUCAGUUGAGUGUAAUAUUUACUUUUUAGGGUCCAGACUAAUCUAUGCAAAUAUUGAUUAAGAUUUUAAAAAUGUAUCACCGUCUUUGAAGUUAUCUUUUAAGAUUUAAAAUAUUGGAUUCAGGUCAUGGAGUGAUCUCCCAUCGUGUGAUAAAGACAAUGUGUGAAAUCAUUGGUAUCAAAGACUUGUAUGUUAAAACUGAAGGGCGAACAGGCAAUAUCCAAAAUGUGACGAAGGCAUUCUUCAGGGGUCUAAUGGAGCAGGUAAAACUAUAGGACAUAUAUUUGAUUUAUUUCUUUGAUCAGCUGAUGAGGCAUUGCUUAUGAAAAAUUUCAUUUUUUUAAACAUGUAAUUCUACACCUGUUGAAUGGACAUGUAUAAAUGUAAACAUUUUUAAAAUUGACAGUCAUUUGAAUGACAAUAAGAGACACUACUGCAAUGUCUGAAUGUUUACCCAACAGGAAACUCACCAGCAGCUGGCAGAUAGGAUGGGAUUAAAUGUUGUGGAGUACCGAGCAGAAAUGGAAAACAUUCCCAUCCCCGUGGCCACCCCAAGCCAAGGGUUCUCUAGGCCUGACGCAUUAAAGGAAGAGGCUUUUGACUUUGAUAACUUGUACUACAAAGAUGGGAGGGUGAGUUGAUUGCAAGUACAUCACAUUAUUGCUACAUGUGCUGGGCUCUAAGAAGUAAAAGUGGACUUUUAAAAAAAAAAUGUGUUUCAUGCAUUAGGAAUAUGUAUCAAACGCAAGAAAUUAGAAUGAAUUAUUUUGAAAGGUUUCUACUUAGACUGUAGUGAAUUAAAAUUUGUCCUGUUUUUAUUCAGCAAAUUCAUUCUAUUGUUCAUCAUGUUAAUUACCAACAGUGUUGUGGUAGUUGCUCAAUAAUGUGUAAACAUUUCAUUUCAGAUUCCCCUCAAGAAGUAUGUUGAUCCAAAUAUGAAAUUCAAGUUACCUUCAACCUUGAAACAUUUUCAAUUGGAGAACAGAUACCGCAACCAGAGGGAGGCAAGAUUGCUGAGAAUCGUUCAUGGCCUUGAGCCAACACUGGAGGAACUCAAAAUAAGGCAAAAGCCUUUGAAAUAAAAAAAAGUGUCCACACCGUGUGCCGUACUCAUAAAGAUUUAAAUUUUAUAUAUUUAAACUUAAUAUGUAUUGUGGUUGAUGCUAGGAGUUCUGCCUCCUGUCCUGAAUGAAAUGUUUAAUUCUAGCCAUCAUGAUUCAAUGCAAACGGUCAAACAAGAGUUAGCGCUGCCAAAUUCAUAAACCAUAAUGUGGAGUAAACGUGGCACAUACAUGCAAGUACUUUCAUAAAAUAAUUAUUGAUGUUCAAAUAUUUCAUCUGAAGUGGACUGCAUUAACAUAAAUGAUAAUUUGACUUGUUAAUUCUCUUUUCUGGCACAAUUCUGAUAUGCAAGUAACUACUGGUACUGCUACUCUGUGGUGUUACAAUAAGUUACUGUGAUUUGUUUAAUUUGAAAUUGGUUUGAAGAGCUCCAAUAAAAUUUUACAAUAUGACAGGCAUGGUACCAAAAAAACUUGAUAAUAAUAGCUUCUUUGAGUUGUUAUCUUAUUUAGUUACUGAUGUUUGAUUUAUUGUGGAUGAAGAUAAAAAAACAGAAGCUCAUCACCAUGAAUUUAUACAGACAUUGCUUGAUCAAAUUUCUUGAAACUUUGACUCUGCAGUCCUGCUUGAAGUGCUUAAAUGUUGUGUUGCUCUCAGUAAGUUGCUGUCACUGUUUUGUGCCAUGAUUACAGCACUAAGAUUGUAUUUAUGUAUAGGAAAAUACCACAGAAACAAGUCUGAAUUUGAUUUGUGAUGAUCUGGCACAGGGAUGCCACUUUUCCAGAUUAUCCCAGAAUUCCAGAUUCGUGAGGCUAAAUAUUUUUCAGCUCCGGAUUCGCGAGUUUUUAUUUUCUCUCGCUCCGGAUUUCUCAGUUCAGUUUAUUUAAAUGCAGAUUCUGGGUUUAAAAAAAAAAUAAAAGUGUAAGAAUGUGCGAAAGCCUAUUCACAGAGAGUGGGUUCGCUAUUAUAAAUAGAACAUCUACUGCAACCUCUCGCUUUUGUUUGCAAGCCUCUGGCUUUGGUUUGUUUUUUCUAGUGUAUGGAUUUUAUGAGUUGCGUUAAGUUUCAGGGUUUAAAAAAUUUGUAAAUGAAGUUUCAGGUUUCAAGAAAUUUUUAGAAAGGGAUUUCAGAGUUCACAGCUUUCAGUGAGAGGCACCUCUGAUCUGGCAGUAUUUCAUUAUCCACAAGUCUACUAGUGUAUGUCUGGAAGUAAAUUUAUUGUCUACAUCUACAGCCCUGGUUAGAGCCUCAGAGGUGGGUGUGGUUUUCUGCAAAAGAUGAAGUUGUAUUGGUGGUCAGCUUUAGUGCAUGUUGGAUGUGUGACUUACCGUAUGCUCCAAAACAAGCAGUACUGAAACUCCUGCAUCUUGGUUGUGUGUGCAUCAAGGGUGCAUAGCUCCAGGUUCCAUGUUACCAUAGAAGUGAAAAGGAUUAUAUGUUGGGCAGUUUUGGUGGAAGUCAGUCUUUUGAUGGAGGAAAGAAGUUUUCAUAAUUUAUCAAUAUUUUCGCUUAUGUGUUAGUGAACGUCAAGGUGACUGUGUUUGAAAAAAGAUGGAAGAACAAUUCCGAAAGAGAUAAAAAAAAAAGAUGGCAACAAGUAAUCUGUCAAUGUUAGGAGAAAGUCUGAUCGACCUCUGUCGUAGAACACUCACUCUAAUAAAAAUCUGGAUCUUGUACACCAUAGCCAGAGAUUUCCACCAUGGAUCAACCUGAAACACAUUUCUGCCUUUUUCUGAAUGUAUCAACAAUUUGAUGAGAAGAAUUAAACCUCAGUGUUUGCAAGAAAUGAUAGAUGAUGAACAUCACUUAUUGAUUAGUUAUGUUGUAUUAAUUUAUGGAAAUGUACAAAUAAAACAUAUUUUGGACCCAUCUCCGGGUUGUAUUAAAUUUAAAAAAAAUAUGUUCUUUUAAUCUAUUAAAAACAUACAAUUAAUAUUUGAAGA
This is a messenger RNA of Lymnaea stagnalis (great pond snail), 16713 nucleotides long. The record is from the annotation of a GenBank genome assembly. Lineage: Eukaryota; Metazoa; Mollusca; Gastropoda; Lymnaeidae.